Molecule: messenger RNA, 354 nt
Organism: Trypanosoma theileri
Lineage: Eukaryota; Euglenozoa; Kinetoplastea; Trypanosomatida; Trypanosomatidae
Exons: 1
Source: RefSeq, a predicted model, not a curated record
AAGAAGGCCUCCCCCAAGAAGGCAUCGCCCAAGAAAGCAGCUGCCAAGAAAGCUGUUGCCAAAAAGGCAGCUAAGAGGCCUGCAGCCAAGAAGGUAGCCAAGAGGCCAGCGGCUAAGAAGGCAGCUCCCAAGAAAGCUGUUGCCAAGAAGCCCGCAGCUAAAAGGCCAGCGGCUAAGAAGGCAGCCAAGAGGCCAGCGGCUAAGAAGGCAGCCAAGAAGCCUGCAACCAGGAAGCCUGUUGCCAAGAAGGCCGCAGCCAAGAAGCCUGCUGUGAAGAAGGCAGCCAAGAAGGUUGCUGCCAAGAAGGCUGUGAAGAGGCCAGCAGCGAAGAAGGCGGCACCCAAGAGAAAGUAA